GAGGUGGACUGGAGGGCGUGGUGGUAGCAGCAGCAGCAUCAGCAGGGCGGAGGACAGGCGGUGGGACUGGUCAGAGCCGCAGCUUGGCGGAGUGAACUGACGACCUGCCCUCCCUGUACCAUACUCCGGCACCAUGAAGCGAGGAGGGGAACGAGACCUCUCCCCGUCCAGUAAGAGGUCGAGGUCAAGCGUUGGCCGCUAUGAGGACAGCAGCGAGGAUGAGGGGCGCAGGAGCAGCCGCGGCGGCAGUCCGGGCCGCCGUUACGAUCUACACCGGGACGACUUCGGGCGGCCUUCCCGCGGCCCACCGCCCCCGGCCUACAAGGUGCUGUGUGUGUCCAAUUUGCACGCCAAGGCCAGUGACGAGAUGGUGCGCGAGGCGCUAUACCGUGAGUUCAAGAGGUUUGGAGACGUUAGUGUGAAGGUGUCUCUCGGCGCGGACGAGCGGCUCGCCUACGUGUACUUCAGGAGUGGCGAGGAGGCCCGAGAGGCCAAGCACAGCAAGCCCAGGAUUCUGUUCUAUGACCGCCCCGUGGUGGUGGAACCCGUGUACGAGGCCGCCAGGGACUAUGGUCCCCCCAGGGGUCGCUCCCGCAGUCCCCCUGAUUAUGAUCGCAGUUACCGGCCCAGGAGUCCCCCGGGGCCCGAGUUGGAGGAUCGCUACGAGGCACGUUUUGACAGGCGCCGCCCCCCGCCGCUGCCCCAUAGUGACUAUUAUGCCGAGGCGCCCCCGCUGCGGCAGGACGAGUACGGCUACAGGCAGCACCGAGGGCGCGGCAGCUUGCACAGCCACUACGGGCCCCUCAUCCGGGGAGGCUUUAAGCACAGCUUUGGGAGCAGGGGCGGCGGCGGCGGCGGUAGCGGGGGUGCCAUGGUAGACAGUAAGCGAGACAAGUUUCCCAACUACCUGCAUCACGUGCCACCUGAAGAGGACCCCCUGGCCACCCGCACACUCUUUGCUGGCAACCUGGAGAUCAACAUUAGUGAGGACGAGCUGCGGCGGAUCUUCGGUCGCUAUGGAGUGGUGGACGACAUAGACAUCAAGAGACCUCCGCCAGGUACAGGGAACGCCUACGCCUUUGUGCGGUUUCAGAACUUGGAUAUGGCCCACCGUGCCAAGAUUGAGCUGUCUGGACAGUACAUUGGCAAGUUUCAGUGCAAGAUUGGCUAUGGGAAAGUGAUGCCCACCACCAGGGUGUGGGUGGGUGGCCUGGGACCCUGGACAUCUGUGACGCAACUCACUCAGGAGUUUGACCGGUUUGGUGCUAUUAAGAAAAUAGAAUAUGUGAAGGGUGAGAGCCACGCCUACAUCCUGUAUGAGAGUCUUGACGCAGCGCAGGCAGCAGUGAAGGAAAUGAGAGGCUCACCCCUGGGAGGACCCGACAAGAGGCUGAGGACAGAUUUUGCUGAGGUCAACCCUCCACCACCUGGCUCCUUCCCAGCUGGGUUUAAGAAAGAAUUUGAGGGGGAGUACAGAGAAGAGUGGGCCACAGGGCGGGGCGGGGGCUACGAAGAGUACAGCAGUGACUAUGGGGCAGGGUAUGGGCGGGGGAGGGGACGUGGCCGAGGCUGGCAUGAGCGAGGGCGUGGCAGCCACCGGGGAGGGUACCAUGGGGACUACCAGAGAGGGGACUACAGGGACUAUGAUGGCACUCCAGAAGGAGACCAUGCAAACAGGAGCCCCGAGGCAGGCGACGGAACCAGCGACAAUGGCCUGGGAAGUGCCAGGACGCUGGCAGAUGUGGCCCGGAAAACAACCACGUCUUGGCAAGGCUCCUUGAUAUUAAAGAAUUCUUCGUUUGGCACAAAGAUGCACCUCAUCGAGGGCGACAGUGAGGUAGCCGAGAUGAUGCAGGAUGAUGAGGGGCGGCCAUUGCUGCGCAUCACACAGCGGCUGCGGCUGGACCAGUCGCGCCUGGAUGAUGUGAACAGAAGAAUAAGUGCCCCGUCAACCGCUACCAUCCUCCUGUCCCUGCCAAGCACAACGGCUCCUCAGGCUCCGGAAGAAGCCGCGGUUCAGACUCGUCCUUUGAGAAACUUGGUGGCCUACCUGAAGCAGAAGGAGGCAGCUGGUGUUAUAACUCUUAACUGUAGCAAUAAGGAGUCAAACAUGCAGGGUGUGUUGUAUGCCUUUCCUCCUUGUUCCUUCUCCUUGGACUUGCUGCACCGCGUGUCUCCCGGCCUGACGGAAGAGACCACGAGAGACGACCACCUGGUCAUUGUCAUUGUGCGAGGGGCAGCUGCAUGAGUCUCCGUUCAAGGGUCAAGUGUAUCUUAAGUGUUGCAUUCAAGUAUUUAAUGUAUAAGUGAAUUUAGAAUUGAACAAAUGCUAACAAACAUGUAAUAAUUGUAUUGAUUUUAUUUACAGUAGUGCUUUAUGAUGAUUGUGACCUUCAUUCUUUGUGGAGAGUGUAUGAAUUGAUGCAUCCAGGAAAGGAAUGCCAUACAUUUCAUAAUUCCUUUUGGAAAGAAAAGAACAAAUGUUUCAAUUGACAAUCUUUUGUGUUUUGUGCUUCUGUGUAGUGCUAUUUUCUUAAUACAGUGAAAUGGUAUUAUC
Scylla paramamosain (green mud crab) is the source of this 2557-nucleotide messenger RNA. It is a transcript of the gene nito, whose product is annotated as RNA-binding protein spenito-like. Gene Ontology annotation, molecular function: mRNA binding. Gene Ontology annotation, biological process: regulation of alternative mRNA splicing, via spliceosome. Lineage: Eukaryota; Metazoa; Arthropoda; Malacostraca; Decapoda; Portunidae. Gene Ontology annotation, cellular component: nucleus. The transcript has a single exon. Bases 134 to 2248 code for a protein of 704 amino acids. The record is from RefSeq and is a predicted model, not a curated record.